This is a messenger RNA of Acanthoscelides obtectus, 232 nucleotides long. NCBI's taxonomy places the organism in Eukaryota, Metazoa, Arthropoda, Insecta, Coleoptera, Chrysomelidae. The record is from the annotation of a GenBank genome assembly.
CAAGAAUGAAAUGUGGUUGUCGCCUACCUUUGAUCCGGUAUUCUGUCUAAUUCUGGUUCGUAUUCCUGGCGAAGCGGUGAUGCAGGAGCGUGCAGAUUGCGGGUGUGAGCGGUUCUGACUAUGCAUUUGCUGCGUAGACACCGGUUCUGACUCUAUGCGUUUGCUGCGUAGACACGUAGUCUCAAUGUAUGCGGUUGCGGGUAUAUAUGUUCGCACGGUAUGCGGGUUGCGG